GCGAGCGGCUCCUGCGCGGGCGGCGGGCGGGAGCGAGGGGAGAGGGGAGAGGCUGCGGCUGAGCCCCGGAGCCGCCGGGAACCUGCUCGGGUCCUGCGGGGCUCCGGCAUUCCCGGCCGACGGCGCGCCGCCUCCCAUGCGCCGGGGGCCGCGCGGCUCUCAGCCCUCUCUCCCCGGAGAGCGCCCGUGGGACGGGCCGCCGGCGCGGAGCGGAUUUGUGUGUGAUUGUCAUUGUGCUAUACCACAGUGAAGAGGUAUUUUUCACUUCAAGAUACCUUGCAUUAAAAGAUCAUGGUAGACAGUUUAAUAGUUUCUUUGAGACUUCUCAGUUCCCUAGCAGUGCUGGGAUUUCAGUUUGUCAUCCCACAGCCUUCUAUUGAACACAGAAAGGUUCCGCAGAGGAUAGAAGAGCACGGCGAUGCUCCUGAGGACGGCGGUGCGGGCGUGCCGGGCCUGUGGGGCAGCUGGGGCCCGUGGUCCGCCUGCUCGCGGAGCUGCAGCGGCGGGGUGAUGGAGCAGACGCGGCCCUGCCUGCCCGCCUACUACCGGGAGCGCGGCUACCGCCGGCCCGGCCGCCACUUCCCGGCCUCCGAGCGGGCCCUGGCCCCACACGAGGACUCGCUCUCUGCCUACCCCGGCCACGUCAUCUCCGCCAUCCGCACCUCCGUGCCGCUGCACAGGAGCGAGGAGCAGCCGCGGGGCGCGCCGCGGAACGGCAGCCAGGCCGGGCGGGCGGCGCUGAGGGGCAGCCGGCACUCGCAGGGCCCGCGGCACGGCGCCAGGCCGGACACGAGGAGCAGAAACAGAAAUCCUAUCGGUCCAGGAAAGUACGGCUAUGGAAAAGUGCCGUACAUUCUACCUUUACAAACUGAUACUGGCCAGCAGCCUCAGAAGCUGCGGCGGCAGCGCCAGUCACCGCGGAGCCACCUGUUCCACCAGAGCGCCGGCGCCGUCAGCUCCUACGGCCAGGCAGCUGCUCCCUCCCUGCAGCACGGGAGCCUUUACCAAGAGCCAGGCCAGGUGGGACACCAGGUCCUGGGGCCCUCGGUUUAUCAGCCACCUUCGUUCCCUGUGUCCCAGAGCCUGUUCCACGGCGGUGACCCCAACCCUCCGGCCCUGCAGGGGCAGCCCCAGCCGCAGAGGGCCGCAGCCAUCGUCUGCAUUGGAGCCUACAAGCAAUAUAAACUCUGCAACACAAAUAUGUGUCCUGAAAGCAGCAGGAAUAUUAGAGAGGUACAGUGUGCAUCAUACAAUAACAAGCCAUUUAUGGGUCGAUUUUAUGAAUGGGAACCUUUUGCAGAAGCACAGCUUGCUCCUAAUGUUUAUACUGGAUCAAUAAGGCAGUUAAACUGUAAUUCGCAGCACUGUCUUGCUGCAAAUAAAUCAGCUCUAGUUUCAGAGCUCCCCUUUCAGGUGACUGCCCUUGUUUGCAGGGCAGGACAUUUGUUUCCCAGGAAUCCUGGCAGUUCCCAGCGUGUGUGUGAUGGAACAUGUGCAGCUGUGGCUUGUGCUAGGGCUGGCGGGGUGUUGGCUGCAGAGCAGGAGCAGGGACGUGGCUCAGGGAUGAUGGCCGUGCUGUCUGUACACACGAUUUAG
Messenger RNA from Prinia subflava (tawny-flanked prinia), 1596 nucleotides. Its product is annotated as thrombospondin type-1 domain-containing protein 4-like. Gene Ontology annotation, biological process: extracellular matrix organization; proteolysis. The coding region runs from base 292 to 1596 and encodes 434 amino acids. The transcript has 8 exons. Gene Ontology annotation, molecular function: metalloendopeptidase activity. Gene Ontology annotation, cellular component: extracellular matrix. Lineage: Eukaryota; Metazoa; Chordata; Aves; Passeriformes; Cisticolidae. The record is from RefSeq and is a predicted model, not a curated record.